Schistosoma spindalis is the source of this 5118-nucleotide messenger RNA. Lineage: Eukaryota; Metazoa; Platyhelminthes; Trematoda; Strigeidida; Schistosomatidae. The record is from the annotation of a GenBank genome assembly.
AAGAAACAAUUUUGUGGCAACAACUAACAAUAUAAUCAUGAUUUCAAGUCUAGUAGUUAAUGAACAUAUAUGAAUUAUCAUACAGAAUCUACAAGAUAUUGAUAGACAAACAGUUCACUAUAUUGCAUAGACGGUUAAUAGAUCAAGGUUACAAAUUGUAAAAACUAAGUAACUUUUCAUACUACUACUACUACUGUUAUAACAAAAAAAUAUGAACAGCAUAGUUAUUAGUACAUUCAGAAUAAAUAAGUAUUUUAUCUAAACAAUUCAAAUACAAGAGUAAUAAUACAAAUGAAUGUACAUAUUUAAAGUUGUUCAAAUUAACUGAAAUUAAAAAAUAACUACCUGAUUAUAAAAGUAGAAAUUUAAUCAAUAAACUCGCAAAAUUUGUGAGCAUGACCUCAAUUUUUCAUGACAGACACAGGAAUUCACGUUAUUAAAAGCAGGUAAUCAAUUUAUUUACGAGAGUAUCGCAUAUAAUUAGCGAAAACUACACUAAAAAUGAAUGUAAACAUUUUAUGUUGUUAAGAGUAAUAAUCGAAGUUUGUGUAGUAUUGUAGUAAGCUCUACCAGGUGUCAAUUUAUUGUCUCAAUCUUAAAAUUACAUUUUCUAGAAAGAAAAUACACACGGAUUACUUGAUAAUAAAAACUAGGCAUUGCCCAGCAGUACAUAAAUAAGAAAAAUACGCCCAAUUUCAAUUUAGUGUCUUUUGAAGGUUUAUAACGUUCACCAGAUUGCAGUUUGAAAGGAAAAUAGGUCCGCCUUUAUUUGCUCUAAUGCGAUCGGCAAGAAUGUUAAUAAACCCCAUGUGAUCAAUAUUUCACCAUAAAAUUUUCGAUUACGACAGAACACUGAAUGUUUAGUUACAAACAAACUAGUUUGUCGAUAGGUCAUUUCAAUAUAACUGUUUGAUAUUGUGUGUGGAUUAGAGGUUUGUAAUUAAUAAAUAAAUUGCCAAAUAAAACAGGAUAUCAUGAAAAUCUACUUGACCGAAGUUACUUAUAAAAGCUUUCUCAUGUUUUAAUUAUAAUGAAUAUCAGAUAAUUUAGUAGGUACAGAGGUUUGAUACGAUCGGACUGAUAUUCACUAGUUAUAUAGUUUAAUAUUCAAUAAAUGAUUGAAAUGUUAAGUCUUACUCCACGUACACUAGUUUAGACUACUGGGUAAGAUCAUGAUCAUGCAUAUAAUUUGAGAUCAAUUAUUUACUGUUUAUAAUAAACCAGUUGUAUGGAAAGGAACACAAUUUCAUCCAAGACGCAUCACAGCAACCAUAUAUCAAACUAGUCAAAAAUCUCUAAAGCGUAAGAUAUAUUUAGCACUACUCAGUGUCUGCAACAGUACAUUAAUCAUAAAAAUAAACAGAAAAUUAGUAUGACUAAUGGAUUAGUGAUUACGGCACUUGAACUUUAACCAGUAAGUUGCAAGUUCGGAUUCCGCCUCGCCAGCUUGCUUGAAGAUUCACGUGGUAUCACCAGCCUUCAUAGUAUGAAUUAUACCCGAUUACAUGAAAGGACCUGGUAAAUAAGUUAUUUCAAAUUAAUCAUCACCUGGUAAGACAAGUUUUAAUAAUCACAAAAAUGACUGAUGAGACAGGUACUAACGAAAUAAUUAAAGUACACUUAAUGAUUUAUGAGUACUACAGUGAGAUUGGUAUUCCGAGCUGUACUACCAUGACACUUAAUAUCACGAUAAAAUUCAUCAAAUGACAUCUGAAAGUGAUUAGAUGGAGGAUUAAGCAGGUUAGAUAAAAAUGUACAAGAAAGUAUAAAAAUGUUAAAUGAUAAUUUUGGAAAAGCUCGGUUAUCUAAAAUUUAUGAGUCUUAAUUACAGUUACCCAACUUAGGAUCGCUUUGAUAAAGUCAACCCUAUUACACUGUUUGGAGAAUGCUCUGCACUCUGAAUUCUUACAUCUAUGAACGUUCAUUGAACAAUUAGUUGGAUGACCAGCCCCUGAUUUACUUACAACAUCACUUACUUCUUUAGCUGUAAACUGAAAAGUAUUGGUCUUGAAAUCAAAUUAAUUACGAUUACACCUAAAAGCAAUCAGAAGAGUCAAUUGCGCUUCAUUUUAAUACACAAAAAAUUAGGUGUACAAACUGUCUAAAUAUUUAAUUAUUACUGCUCAGUCAAACCCCCAAAACGCGAUAGCUUAAUAUGACUGAUGACUAUUGUUUACACUGAAAAUAAAAUGGGUUACAUACUAGUAUUAUUUUUUCAGUCAUAUUAAUUAUUGAAUUUAAUAAUUCAAUUCAAUUGUCAUCCAAUGCUACGCGCCUACCAACGACUACAAUGAAGACGCUAAGGAUCAAUUCUACGAUAGGCUGCAGUCAAUCGUCGAGAAGUGCCCAACAAAGGACCUGACUAUUCUGAUGGGAGACCUAAAUGCCAAGGUUGAAAUUGACAACACCGGAUAUGAAGAGAUCAUGGGACGACACGGACUGGGAGAAAGGAACGAAAACGGGGAAAGAUUUGCAAAUCUAUGUGCCUUCAAUAAACUAGUCAUAGGUGGCACUAUAUUCCCACAUAAACGCAUACACGAAACCACAUGGACUUCACCGGAUCACACCACACAGAACCAAAUCGACUAUAUCUGCAUCAACAAAAAGUUCAGGAGGACGAUGGAGGACGCGAGAACCAAGAGAGGAGCUGAUAUAGCAUCAGAUCAUCACUUGCUGGUCGCCAAGAUGAAAUUGAAACUCAAGAGGCACUGGACAACGGGGAGGACAAUAUCCCAAAAAUUUAAUACGGCUCUUCUUCGGGAUAAUGACAAACUCAAUAAAUUCAAGAUAACCCUCAGCAAUAAGUUCCAAGCCUUUCAUGAUCUACUCAAUGGAGAAGGAACUACUAUGGAGAGCAACUGGAAAGAGAUAAAAGAGGCAAUCACUUCAACAUGUCAUGAGGUUCUGGGCCAAAAGAAGCACCAUCACAAGGAUUGGAUCACGGUCGAUACACUGGAUAAGAUUCAAGAAAGGAGGAACAAGAAAGCAGCAAUCAAUACCAGUCGAACAAGAGCAGAAAAAGUCAAGGCACAGGCUGAAUACACAGAAGUAAACAAGCAAGUGAAGAAGAACAUCAGAACUGACAAAAGUAAAUAUGUGGAAGAUUUACCAAUGACGGCGGAAAAGGCUGCCAGAGAAGGAAACAUGGGACAACUGUAUGACACAACAAAGAAACUCUCCGGAAAUCACCGUAAACCAGAACGACCAGUGAAAAGCAAGGAAGGCAAGAUAAUCACCAACAUUGAAGAACAACGAAACAGGUGGGUAGAACACUUCAAAGAACUCUUGAAUCGACCAGCCCCACUGAACCCACCCAACAUCGAAGCAGCACUCACGGACCUCCCAAUUGAUGUUGGCGCACCGACAAUUGAAGAAAUCAGCAUGGCUAUCAGACAAAUCAAGAGUGGCAAAGCAGCAGGACUAGACAGCAUUCCAGCAGAGGCACUGAAAGCAGACGUAGCGGCAACUGCAAGGAUACUCCAAACUCUCUUCAGAAAGAUCUGGGAUGAGGAACAGGUACCAAAAGACUGGAAAGAAGGACUUCUAGUCAAAAUACCAAAGAAAGGCGAUCUCAGCAACUGUGACAACUACAGGGGAAUCACUCUUCUUUCAAUACCGGGAAAAGUCUUCAACAGGGUAUUGUUAAACAGGAUGAAGGACUCCGUAGACGCACAACUUCGCGACCAACAGGCAGGAUUCCGUAAGGAUAGAUCGUGCACAGACCAAAUCGCAACUCUACGGAUCAUUGUGGAACAAUCAAUUGAAUGGAAUUCAUCACUCUAUAUCAACUUCAUCGACUACGAAAAAGCAUUUGAUAGCGUGGACAGAACAACCCUAUGGAAGCUUCUUCGACACUACGGCGUCCCUCAGAAGAUAGUCAACAUCAUAUGGAGUUCCCAUGAUGGAUCAAACUGCAAAAUUGUGCAUGGAGGACAACUGACAGACUCGUUCGAGGUAAAGGCGGGUGUCAGGCAAGGUUUUUUACUCUCACUCUUUCUCUUCCUCCUGUUGAUCAACUGGAUCAUGAAGACGUCAACAUCUGAAUGGAAGCACGGGAUACAGUGGACAGCUAGGAUGCAGUUGGAUGAUCUAGACUUCACAGAUGAUCUGGCUCUUCUAUCGUACACACAACAACAAAUGCAGGAGAAGACAACCAGCGUAGCUGCAGCCUCAGCAGCAAUAGGUCUCAAUAUACACAAAGGGAAAAGCACGAUUCUCCGAUACAACACAGCAUGCGACAAUCCAAUCACACUUGACGGAGAAACUUUGGAAGAUGUAAAAACCUUUACAUAUUUGGGCAGUAUCAUCGAUGAACAUGGUGAAUCUGAUGCAGAUGUGAAGGCACGGAUUGGCAAAGCAAGAGCAGCAUAUUUACAACUCAAGAAUAUCUGGAACUCAAAACAAUUGGCAACUAACACCAAUGUCAGAAUUUUCAAUACAAAUGUCAAGACAGUUCUACUGUAUGGGGCCGAAACCUGGAAAACUACGAAAUCCAUCGUCCAAAAGAUACAGGUGUUUAUUAACAGUUGUCCACGCAAAAUACUUCAAAUCCGCUGGCCGGACACUAUUAGCAACAACCUACUGUGGGAGAGAACAAAUCAGAUCCCAGUGGAGGAAGAAAUCAGGAAGAAGUGCUGGAAGUGGAUAGGACAAACAUUGAGGAAAGCACCGAACUGCGUCACAAGACAAGCCCUCACAUGGAAUCCUCAAGGUCGAAGGAGGAGAGGAAGACCAAAGAACACAUUACGCCGAGAAAUGGAGAUAGGUAUGAGAAAAAUGAACAAGAACUGGAUGGAACUAGAAAAGAAGGCCCAGGACAGAGUGGGUUGGAGAAUGCUGGUCGGCGGCCUAUGCUCCAUUGGGAGUAACAGGCGUAAGUAAGUAAGUAAUUAUUGAAUUGUUUUAGGUGUAAAAUAUAAUCCUUGAAAUAACAAAAUCCACGUUACUACGUCACAACACCAAAGUAGUUUAAGCAAACAAAAGUACCAAAAACAUUUGUGAUUCACCUUAAGAAUCAAAUAGAAAAAGAUUUUUGAUACUUGCUAUUAUAUACUCUCUUUAAGAUAAGGUAUAAUCCUUCAGUGUGCAAGCGAACAGAAAAUUUUCCCAAGUGUUUUC